AGGAGGACGAUCCGGAGUCGAGGCUCGAAAUUGUCGGAGGAUUUGGAAUAUAUUUCUAAUACCCUGCGACCGCAGCCCGAAGGAACCACCUGGCAUGUUUCUCGAGACCCUCUAACCGGAUAUCUCUUUUCUGCCGCGAGGAUGUCUCCUCUUUUGACAGUUCUUGGUCUAUAUGUAGUAUGGAAUUCAUUCACGGAGACGCUUUCCUACACCGAGGAGGUCGUCAACUACCAUGCUCGCCCGGUCAUCUACGGCCCGCAGCGAGUCCAGUUUUUGGGGCCCUCGAGGAGAUGGCCGGAGCCAUGGGACGGUGGUCCCAGAAGAGGACCUCUGAGUCGCAGAGACACGCAGGAUCGUCCUUACCAAGUUCUGAGGGUGAGCGAAAACACGGACCGCACCGAUACCCUGGCUACCAUCAGCGAAACUCUCGGCGCUCUGAACACCGUGGGCAGUUACAUAGUCAACAUGACCCGCGGGGUCGAAAAUUCGGCAAAUCCGCCGAAAGAGUUGCCAACGGCUCUUUACACGAUCUCGAAAAACAUCCUGGGAAGGAACGUCACCGACAGCAUAGCGCCCCUCGUGCGCGGCGUGGCUCUUCCUCUUCGCCCGGCCUCGCCGACGUCCACGUCCUCUUCUCCUGCCUCGACCCACAUCGGCGAGGUACUCUCCGACAGGGACAAGGAAUCCCAGGGGAGUCCCUCCGUGUGCACGACAGCCGACGACGGUCCUGGAAAGUGUCAGGACCUCAGCAAUUGUCCCCAACUGCUGCUUGACCUUACCAAACUCAGGCAGUCCAUCUGCUUCAAGAGCCUCUUCGUGCCGGGAGUCUGCUGCCCCGUAGACGGCUCUGCAAGUACUCUCGGUGGAAGCUCAAUCAUUCAACCCAUUACACGCCCACCGCGUCCAACUCACAGGCCAACGAGGCCUCCAACUCCAAAACCGAUACCAUUGCUUCCGGUGCCAGGUACUACCGCUCUUCCCAUCACUUCCGUAGUACCUGUUCCGGAUAUAUUGUCCAAUGACUCCAGCAGCUUCGAAGCAGUUGAAAACAACUUCAUCCAGGACGACGAGGAAUGCGGAGUGCGGAACGCGGGCAAGUAUCGCGUGGUAGGCGGAGAGGAAGCAUUGCCAGGUCGAUGGCCAUGGAUGGCGGCGAUAUAUCUCCAUGGGUCACGGCGAACGGAGUUUUGGUGCGGCGGCUCGCUGGUGGGUCCACGACACAUCCUCACGGCGGCCCAUUGCACCCGGGACCAGCGUCAACGACCGUUCGCCGCUCACCAGUUCACGGUGCGGCUGGGAGACAUCGACCUCGAGAGAGACGACGAGCCGUCCUCGCCGGAGACCUACGGCGUAAAAGAGAUCAGGGCUCACCCGAAGUUCUCUAGAGUCGGGUUCUACAAUGACAUCGCUAUCUUGGAGCUCAACAGGCCGGUCAGGAGGUCGCCCUACGUGAUUCCCAUUUGCCUGCCGCAGGUGCGGUUCAAGGGACAGGCUUUUGCAGGGGCCAGACCUACGGUCGUUGGCUGGGGCACCACCUAUUAUGGUGGAAAGGAGAGCACGGUCCAACGACAAGCUGUUCUUCCUGUUUGGAGGAACGAGGAUUGCAACGAAGCCUACUUUCAACCUAUCACGGGUAAUUUUUUGUGCGCUGGUUACAGUCAGGGCGGAAAAGACGCCUGUCAGGGAGAUUCUGGGGGUCCUUUGAUGCUCAGAGCUGACGGUCGCUGGAUGCAAAUCGGUAUUGUCUCCUUCGGCAACAAAUGUGGAGAACCUGGAUAUCCUGGAGUUUAUACGCGGGUUACGGAAUACGUCGACUGGAUUAAAAAGAAUUUGCAUUAAUUAUCGUCCUUGCGACGGAUCUCGGUAAUUCUGAUAAAUAUCGAUUUUGCGACGAGACUUCUUGAUUUAUUGGAAGAAUCAUUUUUUAUCGGCCGUCUAGAUUUUAUCGUUGGCUCUGAUGCAUCAAUCGUGGCUUGCAAACAUCGAAAAUUCAUGUUGUAGAGACCGUUUAAUUGCAUACACUGUUGGGAUCAAUGUUCGUCACGCGAGUUGAUUUCGGUUAUCUCGCUCUUGGUGAGGUGUACGUUAGUUAAUUAUUAAUAUUCAUCAGAACUGCGAUAAACACUUGAAGUCAAGCUUAGGAACCCCUUUUGUAUAAUUGUACGCGAAGAACGUGAUUCAAGGAUAUUCCCCGUAAAUUAGGUAACGUAUAAUUGUACAUAUAUAAAUAAUAAUACUUAGUUGUCGAAGUGUACGCGUAUGACGAUUUCGAUAUACCGUACGCAUAUGCAUUUAGCAGAACGACGAUGUAUAGGUAAUAAUCGAAUGAAUAAAUUAUUGACUUGCAAUUAGAAUUAACGCAUGGAUGUAUAAGUACAUGACCUAGUGAGACGAUGACACGAAUAUGAUAUAAAUGUAGCCAUUUUUUUUGGAAUCGUUUACCUUUAUUUUCAGAGAAAAAAACAACUCAUCUUUUUGAUCAA
Molecule: messenger RNA, 2483 nt
Organism: Orussus abietinus
Lineage: Eukaryota; Metazoa; Arthropoda; Insecta; Hymenoptera; Orussidae
Product: proclotting enzyme
Exons: 7
Coding region: 142-1839 (565 amino acids)
Biological process (GO): proteolysis
Molecular function (GO): serine-type endopeptidase activity
Source: RefSeq, a predicted model, not a curated record